Molecule: messenger RNA, 2716 nt
Organism: Carassius carassius (crucian carp)
Lineage: Eukaryota; Metazoa; Chordata; Actinopteri; Cypriniformes; Cyprinidae
Product: thyroid hormone receptor beta
Exons: 14
Coding region: 583-1830 (415 amino acids)
Biological process (GO): cell differentiation; thyroid hormone receptor signaling pathway; retinoic acid receptor signaling pathway
Molecular function (GO): RNA polymerase II cis-regulatory region sequence-specific DNA binding; nuclear receptor activity; zinc ion binding
Source: RefSeq, a predicted model, not a curated record
UGCUCUCUGAUUCCCCACAGCGAUCAGAUGAGAGAGCUGCACGUUUCUCUGCGAGUCUCGGGUCCAUGUUGGCGUUGAUCUGCUGCUGGGUCAUUUCAGGCCACGUCUGUCCGAUCACAGGAGCAAACGCUGGUAUUACAGGCAUAUUUAAUAAAGGACAUACAAACAGACUGAGCUGCAGCUUCGAGUGCCAUUUGGGAAAACACCUGCUGAAUGAAAACGGUGUACGCUGCCGUGUCAGCUGCAAUACAAGGAUGCACUGUUUUCUUUAAAAACAAAGCUGUUUCUAUAAAGUGGUGCAGUUCCAACUUUGCAAGGACAGUCUGGCGCUUCUGACUCAAUCUAACAAGCUAGGCAGCUCUCAUGACAAGCUUUGGGGUGAAGUAAGGCAGGAUGUACUGUAAGAUUUUCAUGUUGGGAGGGAUUCGUGCAGCUCAGCCCUGGCAGGACUAAACGCCCCCCCGUCUUUCUGCCUCUGCUGCUUCACACGGCUGUGGGACGACUCCGAUAUCACGAAGAACAAGAUAUCAGCGAGUCUGUGGAUGACAACAGCAUGAUGUUUAAGGCCUAAUACACAGCAGUAUGUCAGAGCAAGCAGACAAAUGCACCUCCCGCUGGAAAGAUGAGGCCAUGCAGAAUGGGUACAUACCAAGUUACCUGGACAAGGAUGAGCUGUGUGUUGUGUGUGGGGACAAAGCGACUGGAUAUCAUUACCGCUGCAUUACCUGUGAGGGCUGCAAAGGUUUUUUUCGACGCACAAUUCAGAAGAACUUGAACCCGACAUACGCGUGCAAGUACGAGGGAAAGUGCGUCAUUGACAAAGUCACGCGCAACCAGUGCCAAGAAUGUCGCUUCAAGAAAUGCAUUGCUGUCGGCAUGGCAACAGACUUGGUGUUGGAUGACAGCAAGCGUCUGGCCAAACGGAAGCUGAUCGAGGAGAACCGCGAGCGGCGGCGGCGCGAGGAGCUGCAGAAGACGGUUUGGGAGCGACCCGAGCCCACACAGGAGGAGUGGGAGCUGAUCCGGGUCGUCACUGAGGCCCAUAUGGCCACAAACGCCCAAGGCAACCACUGGAAACAGAAGCGCAAGUUCCUGGUCGAGGAAGCAAUGCUACUUAAUGAAAUAACAUGUAAUUUAUUCUGUACUUCUGACCAGAGUGCAGUGGGGGUGAAGGAAGCCAAGCCUGAGGACAUCGGUUCUGCACCCAUCGUCAACGCACCAGAGGGGAGCAAAGUGGACAUAGAAGCCUUCAGUCAGUUUACAAAAAUUAUCACCCCCGCCAUCACUCGAGUAGUGGAUUUUGCCAAAAAGCUGCCCAUGUUCUGUGAGCUGCCUUGUGAGGACCAGAUCAUUUUGCUGAAGGGAUGCUGUAUGGAAAUCAUGUCUCUGCGAGCAGCAGUGCGAUACGAUCCCGAGAGCGAGACUCUGACACUGAACGGGGAGAUGGCUGUUACACGGGGCCAGCUCAAGAAUGGGGGUCUGGGUGUGGUCUCUGACGCCAUCUUUGAUCUGGGUGUCUCGCUGUCCUCCUUCAACCUGGAUGAUUCAGAGGUGGCGUUGCUACAAGCCGUGAUUUUGCUUUCCUCUGAUCGUCCAGGUUUGACGAGCGUAGAACGGAUCGAGCGCUGUCAGGAGGAGUUCCUCUUGGCCUUCGAACAUUACAUCAACUACCGCAAGCACAAGGUGUCUCACUUCUGGCCCAAGCUGCUGAUGAAGGUGACAGACCUGCGCAUGAUCGGUGCCUGCCAUGCCAGCCGCUUCCUGCACAUGAAGGUGGAGUGUCCCACUGAGCUCUUUCCGCCCCUCUUCCUGGAAGUGUUCGAAGACUGACAGCCAACCAGUCGGCCAAGCUGCUCCCACCAACACAACCUCCACAGAUCUGACCUCCCUCAGACUCCGUCUCCCUGUUCCCGGUCACAUGACUCUGUUCUAGCACUACUGAGCGUCUUUCAUUCCAUAGAUUUAGGAGUAGCUCUCUGGCCUAUUUUGAAUGGAACCAUUCCUCUUAAAAAGCGGGUACAUGUGAAUAGCGUUACAGUUUUUUUUUUUUUCUUUAACUCUUUGUAAAAAGAAAAAUCAGCUUUCUGUUACUCUAGGUUUUUUUUUUUUAUGUUAAAUUGUUUUGAUCAUAGUCUUUGAUGCCACUUAACAGAGAUAUAGUAAAUAUGCAUUUGGGUUUUAUGUCACACGCCAGGCCUCAGAAAGGAAAAAAAAAAGAACACCACACUGCGAAGGAGGACAGCAAUGUUUUGGUUUCCUUUCACGUCCUUUAUCUGUUGGUCUUUUCAUGCUCACAUUAAGCCAUAGAUUGUUUUUAGUUCUGGUCCAAACCCCAGUGAGCUGCCUGCCUAGACAACAUUUCAAGAUAAAAUAGGAGCAUCCUUAUAUUGAGACAGUAAAAAAGCAAUCACAAACGAGGGCUCUUGAAUAUCACAAUUGUGUUUUCUAGAUAAGAUUACUACAUGGAAAGCAAAUUGUGACUUGACCCAGCAGGCGCUGGGCGUCAUUAUAACAUCAGGUUGAUGUCGGACAGACGUUGCAUUUUGGUUGAGAGUGAAAACUGAGUUGAUGUUAGUAUUUGACUCCAAUUUGAUGUUGACUUUACGCUGGAUUUUGGUUACACAGCCUAAAAACAACAAACAUCAACGUCAGCUGAUGUCGGUACUGGACAUCAAAUAAAAAUUGGCAUUAGACAUUGAAUUGACAUCAAAAUUUA